This is a messenger RNA of Hemicordylus capensis (graceful crag lizard), 3611 nucleotides long. Its product is annotated as zinc finger protein 154-like. NCBI's taxonomy places the organism in Eukaryota, Metazoa, Chordata, Lepidosauria, Squamata, Cordylidae. Gene Ontology annotation, biological process: regulation of DNA-templated transcription. The transcript is spliced from 6 exons. The record is from RefSeq and is a predicted model, not a curated record. The coding region runs from base 657 to 2516 and encodes 619 amino acids.
CAGCAGCAGCCCAAGCCAAGUUCAAUGAAGACACUGAGCAUGCCAAGUGGCAAUCCCGACUCCUCUCUGUUGAACCCACUCCCACCAGCCCAUCUCUUCGACUGCAGAAAACGGGCUUUCCGCAGGUCUCGCCGCCGCCUCCUGGCACGGGGCUCUCCACGGAGGGAAAUGCUCACCCUGCCUUGAACUCUUCCUUUGCCUCUGCCUUCGCCCAGGCAGGAAGCCAAGAAACCCGGACAGCUCCAGCCGCUGAAAGAGGAGCUCAUGCCCCACACCGGAGAAGAAAGAAGAGGCAGGUGGAGGGUUAAAGGGAGUGAGCGGAGCCUUCCUAGACAGUCGCUGCAAAGGCUGUGCAACGAGACAGUGACUCCCAGCCACCAUCCCCGCGGAAAGGAGUCUUUGCUUUUGGGGUGUGCGCAGGCAUUGGCCUCGCGCGGGGACCUGGAAGAAGCCUCGAUUGCUAGCUGGAAUCACCUACUUUAUUAAAACACCUUUCUGCUUCGAGAAUGUAAUACCUCAGACUGAAUAAUGUGUUGCCUUCACAGGACGUAAUGGUCCCGUCUCUCUGGACAGUCCUUGCUUUAGGAAAGAAGCUUCCUGAAGAGCAAGGAAACCCGGCAGUCUUGCUAGAAUCUGCCUUGGAGUAGGGAGCAGAGAUGGAAAAGGAACACUCAGCUGGCCCUGAAGCAGGAAGGGACCCUCUUGCCAGGCAGACUAAGAGCAGUGAAGAAUUCUGGGAGAGAACUGUGCAGACGAUGCUGGCAGAGGAGGGCACCAGCUCAGCUGCAAACUGUCAGAGACUCAGACAGUUCUGCUACCAGGAGGGAAAGGGCCCCCGAGAGAUUUGCAGCCAACUCCAUGGCCUUUGCUGUCGGUGGCUGAAGCCAGAAAAGCACACAAAGAUGCAGAUCCUGGACCUGGUGAUCCUGGAGCAGUUCCUGACCAUCCUGCCUCCGGAGAUGGAGAGCUGGGUCAGAGAAUGUGGAGCGGAGACCAGUUCCCAGGCGGUGGCCCUGGCAGAAGGUUUCCUCCUGAGCCAAGCAGAGGAGAAGAAGCAGGAAGAGGAAAAGGAGCCAUCAAAGGUGGACCCUGAUUUCUCCAUGGAAGAGCUGGCUGCAUCAGACCAUAGAGAACGUUCGCUGAAUAGGAGGAUCGUUCAAGAGAGUGAAGGACGUGCCACCUCACUGGGUUGUAAAAUCUCACCCAUUCUUCCACUCGCAUCCAAGCCUUCUACUCUUUUUGGCGGAGCAGAGAUGGUCUCUGUUCAACUGGACCAGGGUCCGGUGGAUGUGAUUGUGAAUUUCACAGAGGAGGAGUGGGCUUUACUGGAUGCAGGCCAAAGAGCUCUGCACAAGGAAAUCACGGAGGAGAUCUGUGGGCAUCUGGCCUCUCUGGGUGAUGGAAGGGAGAGUGAGAAAAAGGAUGAACUGUGGAGGAGGAAAAGGGAAGAAAAAUAUCUGUGGGAGAAGAAAGCUGCUGCUUCUGAAUGCACGGAUGUCCUUGAAAUUCCAGUCCAAACAAAGGAUUGCAAUGGAAACGGGAGGAAUAAAAACUCUCAAUGUGUGAAUCUCAUAAUGAAUAACUCAAGCCUACACACACAUCAAAUAAUUCAUUCAGAUAAGAAAAAAUAUGAAUGCUCAGAAUGCGGAAAAAAAUUCAGUCGGAGGAGAUAUCGUACUUGCCAUCAAAGAAUCCACACAGGGGAGAAACCAUAUCAAUGCUCAGAAUGUGGAAAGAGUUUCCGUUUGAGAAGGGACCUUAUUAAUCAUCAAAGAAUCCACACAGGGGAAAAACCAUAUCCGUGCUUGGUGUGUGGAAAGAGCUUCAGUCAAAAGGCUAACCUUACUUCCCAUCAAAGAAUACACACAGGGGAGAAACCAUAUCAGUGUUCAAUGUGUGGAAAGAGUUUCCAUCAGAAAGGACAUCUUACUUCUCAUCAAAUCAUCCACACAGGGAAGAAACCAUUUGAAUGCUCAGAAUGUGGAAAGAACUUCAUCUACAUCUCACAACUUACUGGCCAUCAAAGAAUCCACACAGGGGAGAAACCAUAUCAAUGUUCAGCGUGUGAAAAGAGCUUUAGGCAGAUGUCACAUCUUACUAAGCAUCAGAGAAUCCACACAGGGGAGAAACCAUAUAAAUGCUCAGAAUGUGGAACAAGCUUCUGUUUGAGAACGAGCCUUAUUAACCAUCAAAGAAUCCACACAGGGGAGAAGCCAUAUCAGUGUUCAAUGUGUGGAAAGAGUUUCCGUCAGCAAGGACAACUUACUUCCCAUCAAAGCAUCCACACGGGGGAGAAACCGUAUCAGUGUUCAAUUUGUGGAAAGAGUUUCCGUCAGCAAGGACAACUAACUUCCCAUCAAAGAAUUCACACAGGGAGAAACCAUAUCAGUGUUCAGAAUGUGGAAAGAACUUCAGGUACAGCUCACAGCUUAUUUACCACCAAAGAAUACACACAUGGGAGAAACCAUACGAAUGCUCAGUAUGUAGAAAAAGCUUCAACUGCAGCUCAGAGCUAAAGAAACAUCAAGGAAUCCAUACAUAGAAGAGAAAAUAACAAUACACAAGAUUCCAUCUGAAAAAAGACUUUACUUCUCAUCAAAGAAUCCACAUGGGAGAGGCUUUGUGUUUAUACAUGUCAAUACUCCAUGUGUGGAAAAAGCUUCAGCCAUAGUUCAAACCUAAAGAUCAAAAAAUCCCCACACAGCAGAUACCAUAUCAGUAGUAGGUAGCAUGUUGUACCUAGACUUUGGAAAGCCAUUUUCAGAGCCCUAUAAGCCAGGAAGUUUGAUGGGUUAGUGUGAGCUGAAAAUAGAAUAUAGUCUUCCGAAAAGCAUGGUUUAAGAUAAGAUGCUUUAAAUGUCUUUGUGCUUUAAAAAUCAUUUAGAUUUCCCAUUGAGAUGUCCACCUUAACUUAGGUACCAUAUAGCUUUUAAUGACUUUGUACAGUCUUGUAUGUUAUACUGACUUUAGAAAUGAGGCAUACUUUGCCUGGGUCAUAUUGGGCUGAAGAGGAAUGUUCCCAGGCAGGAAUCUAAUAGUUCCAGUUUCCCUAAUAACUUGCUAGAGAUACCCCAAUGAAUUUCUACCAGAUGCAUCUCCAAAGUGCCACCUGUAUAGUAGAUAUCCAGCCAGAAAUGCAACAGGAUCCCAUUCCAGCCACAGUCAUUUUAGAGAGAAACACUUGAUGGAUUUUGUCUGAUGCAUCUUUUGAGGAAGGAAAGAUUGCCAGAUUGGGACUCUUUCUUUCUUUGUUGGCUGUCUUUAGCUGCAUUUCUCUGCAUGCCAGUCAAGUACAAGAUGUUGGGGAUCAUUGCUUGGUUGACUCGGAACAUACUGACAUGGUUCCUCCCUCAAGGGGAGCAGAAUCAGUUUUUAAAGUGGUGAUGAAAAUGCUUGCAAAUUACUCUUGCUCCUUUAUUUGGCUGAACUCUGAAUGCACUGGCUGCUGACCUUGUUGCCCGGUGUCUUCUCCUGUCCUUCCCCCCACUUUUUUUGUCAGAGAUGCCACCUCCGUUUGCUUUGUUUCUUAGUGUGAGGUAUAUCUCAUUACUGUAUCAAAUGUCAAUGAGUUCCACAGAUCAAUCAGGAAAAUAAAUGGUAAUGGCUAUCCA